CGAUCGCCCAUGCAGUUCGGCAUGAGCCGCCUGCCGGGGUCGAACGGCGGCAUGGACACGCAUGCCAGCUGUGCGAGCAGGGCUCAUGGGGCGUCCCCUCCCAAGAUCAGGACGGCCCCGCCGCGGCCUGGUCCGACCAGAGGCGUCGCUGCAAAGGUUACAGAAGCUUGGGGCAAGGGGGAAAUUAAAUGAACCGGAACUUUUUUAGAAACGAGUGGGAGCCUGCCUAGGACACGUGCAGCAGAAAGGGGUUCAGUAGUAAAAUCUACCGGCAGUGCGCAAGGAGGAGGCGGCAGAUGGGUACUUGACUGGAACAUGAUGAUUCAACUUGUUGGAGUGUUAAUGUCAUUUGAUAACAUGUGUAAAGGAGAUGCAGGUUUUGUGCACGAUUAGAAUAGGCAGCUAGAUAGAUGAUUCUCUCUGUGAGCUAUAGCAGAUCUCAAGACGCCCUCCUUACGAUUAGCUAAUGAAUUAGUGACAGGUGCCUGUGUAUGGUAUUGGUAGACUUCUGGAUUAUGGAAAGCAAGGACAACACUUGAUCUAAAUGUAAAUUUAUUUUCUGGAG
Messenger RNA from Coccomyxa subellipsoidea C-169, 565 nucleotides. RefSeq lists its product as hypothetical. The coding region runs from base 10 to 192 and encodes 60 amino acids. Lineage: Eukaryota; Viridiplantae; Chlorophyta; Trebouxiophyceae; Coccomyxaceae. The record is from RefSeq and is a predicted model, not a curated record. The transcript has a single exon.